CUCCCACAACGACGACAACAAAGACCACCACAACACCAACGCCCACUACGACUACCACAGCCACCACAACUACACUUCGAACAACGACAACAUCUUUAACGACAACUACCACUCGACUUACAACAUCGACGCCAUCCCCUUCUAUGACGAUGGUCAUCUCGACGUUUCCGGCAUACGGCACCGCCCAGAUCACGUGCACGCUGAUCGCAGGCUCCUACCAGAUUCUGGCCAUGUUCCGUGCUGACGUCACGUCCUCCACCGGCUUCUCCCCCCUGGUGGCCUUCACCCCCACUGCGCCCCCCAACUUGAGCGUGGAUGGAGCUUUGUACGCAGCGAAUCAAUCCACCGUGGGCUUCACUCACUCCUUCACCCUCCAGUUCAAGCGUGUGAGUUGUGUUGACGAGUCGACCUACAGGUGCCGAGCUCUCGUCCCCAACGCUGUGCUCUCUGCCGAGGGUGUGGCUAAAAUAUUCCUCCGACGGGAAGACCAAGAGACCCGGGUCAUCGUCCCGUCCCCCAUCAGCGCCAACCAGGUGGUGACCAUCUUCUGCACGUCCAUCGAGUUCCGGAACUUCACGGUCGUUUGGCAGCUCCGGCGUGCCCUUGACCCUAACUUCGCCAACUUCGUGUCCAUCGCCUUCCCAGAGCAGAAUCUUUUUGCUGAGGACUUGGCGGGAUCAACGAAAGACAUUGGCCCUUGUGUAUACCGCAGCAACAACGUGGUGGUACGGACCUUCAACUUGCAGUCUAAUGGCGACGAACUCCGAUGUCUUUCCGGGUCAACUGGGGGCGUGUCUGACUCCACCCAGCUUGUGGUCGUUCCUUGAUUGGUCAAGAGAUGUG
Messenger RNA from Physella acuta, 843 nucleotides. RefSeq lists its product as uncharacterized. The record is from RefSeq and is a predicted model, not a curated record. Lineage: Eukaryota; Metazoa; Mollusca; Gastropoda; Physidae.